Kluyveromyces marxianus DMKU3-1042 is the source of this 375-nucleotide messenger RNA. RefSeq names its product Moh1p (gene MOH1). The record is from RefSeq and is a predicted model, not a curated record. Lineage: Eukaryota; Fungi; Ascomycota; Saccharomycetes; Saccharomycetales; Saccharomycetaceae. Gene Ontology annotation, cellular component: ubiquitin ligase complex. Bases 1 to 375 code for a protein of 124 amino acids. The transcript has a single exon.
AUGGGAAUAAGCUGCUGCGUUUACAUCGAGAAGCCAUCUACGGAGGAUAUCUGUCUGAAGCACAAGCAUGAACGGUUUGUCAUCUACGGGUGCCGGAACUGUCGCACGCACUUGUCGUCAAGCACGCAGCUUAUGUCAAAGGACUAUCGGGGAAAAACUGGCGACGCAUAUCUUAUGAACGAGGUAGUUAAUGUUUUUGAGGGCGAGCGCCAGACCCGGUAUAUGAUUACGGGGAAAUAUGUCGUUUGUGACAUAUUCUGCUCUACUUGCGGUGCUCUUGUUGGCUGGAGGUACCUCAAGAGCGAGAAGAGUAACCAGCAGUACAAGGAGGGCAAGUAUAUAUUGGAGCUACUUCCCAUCACCCAAUGUAGGUGA